AUGUCCAGUCUUAUGCCCAUGACCUACCUCAAUGUGCUGUCCUUCAUGUUUGCCAUUGAAGAGAUCAAUAGAAAUGUUCAACUUCUACCCAACACAUCCCUGGGAUAUGAGUUCCACAAUUUCCUGCACAGUCAUUGGUGGAUAAUGGAGAGUCCCAUCACUUUUCUCACAGGAAAGAAUGAGAUUCCCAAUUAUACCUGUGGGAGAGGGAGCAAGGCCACAGCUAUACUUAUGGGAACAUCAGGGGCAACUGCUGCCCAAGUUGGACCACUGCUGGAGCUCUACAAGUUUCCACAGAUUACUUUUGGCUCUUUUGAUCCUCUGCUGACAGAAAAUGGUCAGUUUCCUUCCUUGUAUCAGAUGGCCUCAAAGGACACAUCUCUGGCGCUUGGCAUGGUCUCCUUGUUGCUUCAUUUUAGCUGGACCUGGGUGGGACUGGUCAUCACAGAAGGUCAGAAAGGCCUUCAGUUUCUCUCAGACGUGAGAGUAGAGAUGGACAGGAGCAGAAUAUGUGUAUCAUUUGUGAAAAUGCUUCAAAUUACUCUUGGUGCUUUUUAUGGAACCUUGCAAUAUGAUUUCCAGGCCAGAGAAACACCACCAGUGAAUGUGGUUAUUGUUUACUAUGAUAGUGAGAGUCUAAGUGAUGUAAACUUUAAUAUAGGGGGAUAUCUAGUGACAUGGAGAGUCUGGGUCACAAACUCACAAUGGCUGGCUGACAUGACAGGGAGAAAUUUUAUACUUGACUCAUUCCAUGGGAUGUUCAUUUUUUCAAACCACCAUGAGGAGAUUUCUGGCUUCAAAAAUUUUAUUCAAACAGCUAAUCCUUUCAAAUACCCAGAAAACAAUUUUCUUUCUCUGUAUUGGUUCAAGAAUUUCCAAUGUUCAUUAUCUGAUUCUGGUUGUUCAUUGAGGAACUGUCCACCCAAUGUCUCUUUGGCAUGGCUGCCUGCAAAUCGUUUUGACACAGCCACAAGUGAUGCGAGUUCCAAUGUAUACAAUGCUGUGUACGCUGUAGCUCACGCCCUCCAUGAGAUGCUUCAGCAACAAGUACAGACACAAUCAAUGAAAAAUGGAGACGACAUAGUGUUUUCUACCUGGCAGCUGCACCCCUUCCUGAAGAAUAUGCACUUUAUCACUACUACUGGAGACCAAGUGAAUUUGGAUGACAAACGAAAACUGGAAACAGAGUAUGACAUUUUCAACUUUUGGAAUUUUCCUGAAGGUCUUAGAAUUAGGAUGAAAGUAGGAGAGUUUUCCCCACAUGCCCUGCAUGGUCAGCGAUUGUCUUUAUCUGAUCAUUUAAUACAGUGGGCUACAGAAAUUACAGAGACUCCACACUCUGUAUGCAGUGAAAGUUGUAAUCCGGGAUUUAGAAGAACUCCCCAGGAAGGAAAAGCUGCCUGUUGCUUUGAUUGCAAACCAUGUCUAGAGAAUGAGAUCGCCAAUUUCACUGAUGUGGAGCAGUGCAUAAAGUGCCCGGAUCAUCAAUAUGCCAACAGUCAGAAAAAUGAGUGUAUCCAAAAAUCUAUCAUAUUUAUGACUUAUGAAGACCCUUUAGGGAAGGUUCUGGCUGGCACAGCCUUUAGUUUCACUAUUCUAACAGCUGCAAUUCUUGCACUCUUUGUGAAGCACAGAGACACUCCCAUUGUCAAGGCAAAUAAUCGAGCUCUCAGUUACACCCUUCUCAUCUCACUUUCUUUCUGUUUCCUGUGCUCGUUGCUCUUCAUUGGCCGGCCCAACACAGCCACCUGCAUCCUGCAGCAGACCACAUUUGGACUUGUGUUCACUGUGGCUGUUUCCACUGUCUUGGCCAAAACUGUUACUGUGGUGCUGGCCUUCAAGGUCACUGUUCCAGGCAAAAGGAUGAGGCAGUUGCUGAUAUCAAGGGCACCUAAUUUCAUCAUCCCUAUUUGCUUCCUGAUCCAACUCACUCUCUGUGCAGUCUGGAUGGGGACAAAUCCACCCUACAUUGACACAGAUGCUCAUUCUGAGCAUGGCCACAUCAUCAUCGUGUGCAACAAGGGCUCCCUCACUGCCUUCUACUGUGUCCUGGGAUACCUGGGCUCCCUGGCCCUGGUGAGCUUCACUGUGGCUUUCCUGGCCAGGAACCUGCCUGACACCUUCAAUGAAGCCAAGUUCCUGACGUUCAGCAUGCUGGUGUUCUGCAGCGUGUGGGUCACCUUCCUGCCUGUGUACCACAGCAGCAAGGGGAAAGCCAUGGUGGCCAUGGAGGUCUUUUCUAUCUUGGCCUCCAGUGCAGGGCUGCUGGGCUGCAUCUUUGUCCCCAAGUGCUACAUUAUUUUGUUACAGCCAGGAAAAAAUACUUGGCAUGACUUCAAAGACAAAAAACAUUCUGGAAGAAAGAAGCCUUCCUAA
Octodon degus (degu) is the source of this 2376-nucleotide messenger RNA. Its product is annotated as vomeronasal type-2 receptor 116-like. Gene Ontology annotation, cellular component: membrane. Gene Ontology annotation, biological process: G protein-coupled receptor signaling pathway. The coding region runs from base 1 to 2376 and encodes 791 amino acids. The transcript is spliced from 6 exons. The record is from RefSeq and is a predicted model, not a curated record. Gene Ontology annotation, molecular function: G protein-coupled receptor activity. Lineage: Eukaryota; Metazoa; Chordata; Mammalia; Rodentia; Octodontidae.